CCGCUGUCAAAGUUCUCUGCUCUUGGUCGCGGAGGUCUACACAGCCGGCUUGGUCAGUUAUCGGUCAGAAUGUGUAAACAUUGGAAAUCAUUGACAAAGAGACUCAAGUAUAACCAGCUUAUUGUCAGGCUUGAUGAGUUCACAGGAGAAAUCAUUGAAUCUAUUCAUGAACUUCAACAACUAGAGGUUUCACAGGUGACUGACAAGGAAAAACAGAAGUCUGAGGCUAAACAUAUUGGGCAGAAGAAAAGAAAGGCUCUCAGUGAUCUGUUUAAAGCAAUAGCACAGCUAGAGCUUUCGUACAGGAGGGGACUUCUCUGUGAUGCUGAGAGUUAUCUCCCUUUGCUUGUCCCACCACUAGAUGUUUCUGUCUGCUCAAAUAAAUUCAAAACAAGUAAGAGCCGUGCUACAGAAAUAGGUCAGAGUUGCCAUGACUACUACUAUAAAUGUGUUGCCAGAAGGGCCAAAUUUGCCACAGCUCUACAGACUCCAUCCAAGGAACUAGGUGUUGGGAAUAUAGAAAGGUGUAAAGGAUUUACUGAACACUUAAUGAAGCUUGUGGUGGAUCAAUAUUCUGGGGUGGUGGAGAUUCACAAGGGUUAUUUAUCUUUAAGCUCCAUGUCUGAAGUGUUAAAGGAUCUGUGUUCAAUUAAUGGAACACCCCCUCCACAGAAGACAACAAGGGAGUAUGUGGAGUCCCUUAUAUCUCUCUUGGUCAGCAUGAAGGAGGGUCUUAUUCAGGUCAAGGUCAUACUUCAGUGUUGUCCAUGACAACAAGAGGAGAUAACUCAUUAUCCGUCUCCAUUUCCCAGAAAUCAAUUGUCACAGUCAGCCCUGAUGAAGCAUGGGGAUGAACAGUGGAAACACUGCUUUGA
This is a messenger RNA of Saccostrea echinata, 875 nucleotides long. Its product is annotated as midasin-like. Lineage: Eukaryota; Metazoa; Mollusca; Bivalvia; Ostreida; Ostreidae. Gene Ontology annotation, cellular component: preribosome, large subunit precursor. The record is from RefSeq and is a predicted model, not a curated record. The coding region runs from base 70 to 771 and encodes 233 amino acids. Gene Ontology annotation, biological process: ribosomal large subunit assembly; rRNA processing. The transcript has 8 exons.